Mycena indigotica is the source of this 1278-nucleotide messenger RNA. RefSeq lists its product as uncharacterized. The transcript is spliced from 12 exons. Bases 1 to 1278 code for a protein of 425 amino acids. NCBI's taxonomy places the organism in Eukaryota, Fungi, Basidiomycota, Agaricomycetes, Agaricales, Mycenaceae. The record is from RefSeq and is a predicted model, not a curated record.
AUGUUUCCUUCCAAUUCGCCGGCGCCGACUCCUCCUGCUAACGCCCCGGUUUCGCCAACCCCUCAGACCCCGCCCGCUCAUGACCAUACGCACUCGCACGCCCACUCGCAUAGUCAGCCGCAUACGCACGUGUCGCAAGCCACGCUCAUCGCUGUGCUGACGCGCGCGCUCGACGACAAGCAGCGCGAGGUGGACGGACUGAACCGCGAGGUCGAACAUCUGAAGCAGCACCUUGCCAAAGCCGGGCAUGUCCACUCGGACCACUCCGCCCCUCGUCAGGCUGUCCCCGCCCCUGCGAUGAUGCCCAUGCCGACGCCGACCCCGAUGCCGUUUCGCGUCGAAGAGGGGAGCUCGAAGGGCAAAGGCAAGGAGAAAGCGCAUUUCCCGGCGGCCGACAUGAUGGGAUUUGACUCCGACUUGCUGCAAGCCCUCGACGACUACAAACUCAACGGGUCCCCCCAGCAAGCUGAGAAUAUCAAGGCCCGGCUCGAUGCAGAGAUCGCACAAGUGCGGGGUUAUUUGGCGGGUUCGGGCUACGCCCUGCCGGAUAUGCUGCCCAUGAGCUCGCUGGCUCACCAGAGCCCACGGGACCAGCUCGAAGAGGAGUACGAGCGCGCGAUAGCCGAGUCUGAGAAACUGCUCCAGUCACCGUCGUCGGUCCUCAGAUCGUCGCCUCCUUGGCGCCCCCAUACGCACGCCCAGUCGCACAUGCACCCGCACGUGCACGGUCACGCUAAAAUUCCAGAGCUCGCACCGGGCCCGCGGAACGACGCAUUCCUCGCCCAGCUCACUCGUCAGAUGCUCGCGGCAAACCCCGGCCUGGACGAACAAACGAUUAUGAUACUGCUCAAGGACGCCGCCGCCGCUGAUGCGCGCAACGCUGGCGCGGAGGCGUCGGGUUCCGGGUCGGGCGAUGUCCAUCUUCGCGAGGCGAUGCAGCUUGUUUCCCAGAGCGCGCCCCUCGCUCCGGGUGCAUUCCGAUUCGCGCCGGGUCCAGUCGCUAGCGCCGUCCAAGCUCCGGCAUCGGCGUCGGCAUCACUGUCCGCUGCCGGUCCGCCCGCGGCCGACAAGACGCAAGAGAUGCAGAACAUGGCCGAGGGCGCCGAUGAGCUAGCCGCGAUGAGCGCGAUGAUGUCGGACGUCGAAGAGGACGACUCGGACGAUAAUGAUGAUGAUGAUGGGCACAUGAGUACGAUGGCAGUGAGCAACAGCCCGAGCCCGCCGCCGCAGGGCGAAGGUCAUGUCGCGUCGGCAACGACGGCGCGGGCGGACAUCUAA